UAUAUGCAUAUGUAUCUACACACUUUAUAUACUUAACCUAUAAAAAAAAAAAAAAAUAAAUUUCAUGCAACAAGUGAAAAGAGCAAUAUUGAAAGAUCAAAUGUAUUUUAAUUGAAGUAUUAAAUGAAUUUAUUAAAAUGCCAACAGUCAUAGCAUUAGAUGUUUCUCUAUCAAUGAGACGCCCUGUAACAAUUGGAAGUACAGGAAAUAGUGAUAAUUCUCAAAGUGAACAAUUAACAAGGCAUCAUUUAGCAAUUCAUGGAAUAAAUGCCUUAUUACAUUAUUUACAAACUAAUUCUAAAUUGGAAUUUGUUUCUUUGGUAUUAUUUUCAUCGCUUUAUGAAGUUAUAUGUCCAUUUACUCGUGACUAUGAUAGUAUACGUGCAAAGUUACAAAAUAUAGAGGAAUGUGACAAAACCUGCAUUGAAACAGCUUUACAUGGUGUUAAUAAUGUGAUCAUGGCAGAAUGGGGCAAUACUACGGCCUGCCAAGUAGUUUUAAUAACAGAUGGUAAUCCUGGUAUUGGACCAAUGUCUUUGGGGGAUUCGUUAAAUUCCUUAAAUGUAACAAGAGAUAUGAAUCCUUUUCCAUUACCUUUUCCAUAUCCAGGAAAAUUAAGUGUCGUUUGUAUUGCACCAUCUCAAGAUCCAGGCUUGUCUGUAGGUUUACCUCUUUACCAACGCCUAAUUGAUUUAGCUGGAUGUGACAGUAUUAUAUUAGUACCAGAUUCUCCUCUCACAAAGCAUUCUGUUGCAGUAUGUUUCCAAAAACUAGCAGAGACAAAUUAUGUGUCUUUUCAAGGUUAUUUAAAGUGUGGCUAUUUAGGUUCACGUAUUCUUUUAUCUCCACCUCCUAUGCCAUAUACAAAGAAAACAGAUUUUGAACUGAUAUCUGGUUUAAUGAUAUCAAAGAAUAUUGAAAUUUGUGGAUUUAUAUCCGUAGCAGAUGUUGGUAGUCCUAAUGCUAUAUCUAGACAUUUAGUUUUACCAUUGCCUACUGAAAAAAAUGCAAAUAUGCAAGGUAUAUCGUUGGAAGAAGAUUCAGAUACAGAUGAAAAUGGAGAUGAAGGCAAAAUACCAUCCUUUUGUGUAUUAUUACAUGGAGCUUUAAAGGUAGAAAAUAUGGCAGCUCUAUGUUUAUUGAAUAAUGAAUGGUUUGGUUUUAUUUAUUCAUGGGCAGAUACAAAAAAGAAGUCAAAUUUAAUGUUAACGGUUCUAGAACCAGGACCUGAUAUUGUACCAUGGUUAGGUAAUUUCAAUAAUUUAGGUCCAGCUGAUGCAGCUCAAGGUGCACAAGUUUCUUUCCCUGUUAGACCUACUGAAAAGAGAAGUUAUACACAAAAUGCACCGUCAUGGAUUCGACAAGUGGGAUUGCAAUCUGAUAUUCAAAAAAUAUUAAGACAUGCAAGAAAAUUGCCAGAGAAGACACAAAAUUUUUACAAAGAAGUAAACAGGUUACGCAGAGCAGCAGCCUCUAUGGGCUUUGUAGAAUUGUUGGAAGGUUUGGCAUGUAUACUAGAACGAGAGUGUACAUUGUUACCACCAAAUUUAAAUCCAGAUUGCACAAUACAGUUAGGACACGUCGCUGCAAUGUUACGAAAACCUGAAUUUCUCGAACUAAGAUAUAAUAUUCCACCGACACGAACCAAAUUUCAACAGGAAGGUUCAUAAAGUGACAAAAAUAUGCAUUUGCAAUAAUGUAUUUAUAUUAAAUGUUAAGGAUAAAAAUAUUAGAUAUUAAGUAUCAUUGUUUUUUAUAAGAUAAUAGUAAAAUUUUACAUUUUUUACUAUAAUGCUCGUUAUGUUUUUAAUCAUCAUUUAAGGUUUUAACCAGAAAAUAUAUAAUAUCAUACAAACCCUUGCUAGUUUGCAUGCUAGAAUAUACAUGAAGAUCAGGAACAUGAACAAAUAAUGUUUUUUGCGUUUUAAUAUUCAAUGAUUGAUAAAAUAUAUAUUCGCACAAAUAUCUUCCAGCAUCAUAAGAAAUGCAGGCUUUGCAUCCACUUUCUGUUGAAUUCUCAUUAAUACUGUCGCAAAGUCUAUUAACAUUUAUGUCUGUUUUUAAAAUUUGAUAAACAGUACAUAUUUCAUUGGGACAUUUACCAUUUAUAUCAGGUCUUGCAUAGCCUGUACUGUGAGCAACGUGUUCUAUGGUUAAGCAGCUUGCUUUGUAAGAGACACCUACAUGUAUAACGAUCUAAACAAAAUGCUGACAAUUAAUUAUUGUAUUUGUUAACUUAAAUACUAUUCAAUUAACAAAUUAUUGGGAGAGUAAGCUAUACAUGAUAUAACGAUUACAUACUAUAGGAUUGUGUUCUUCCCAUAGUUUGGAUAUUUCUGUAGAUACGUAUUCAUAAGAUACAGGUUAUAUAAAUUCGACAUAUUAAAUAUCGCACCAUGCCAUCAAAAUCGCACUCGUACCAAAAUUGAACUCGAUUUUUUCUUAUUGAAAGAAAAAAACCCAACUAAGGGCACACAUCGGAGGAAAUCCAAAGAUCCUAUCCGAGAAGUUUACACGAUGCUUAGAUAGGAACUCGCACAAAACUGACACACAUGGAUCCAACACAUAGAUUCUACCUAAGAGACGUAUAAAUAAUAAUUAAUAAGAGUAAAUGAGAAUAAAUAGGAAAUAUAUGGGCUUGAUAAUAACCAUAAGUACGAUUAGAAAAGCUUUCUAUGCAUUUCUUUAAGAAAUUAUUUUAGAAUUCUACUAUAUUUAAUCAUUUAUUUAUUGAAGUAUAAUUGGCAAUGUAAAAUGAAAAUACGUUAAUCUUUAGUUGGAAUUAUAUUGAAAAGAUAUUGGAAAAUUUUUUAAAUAUGCAGCCAUUCGCUCGGUAGUACUUGUAUCAAAUAAGAUUUCAAUACAUCGCAAGUACUACCGACCCAGAUCUCACUAUGUGGAGGUUGCUGCAUCUGGAGAUCCACGGAUUGACGGUAACUCAACUCAAAGAAAUCCACAUUCGGUAAUAUAUAAUAUAAUAAUCCGGAUCCGGACAUAAAGAUUAUUAAGUUUCACACAUAACGAAUUAUUAAGUACGAUCGUUGAUACUUUCCAAAUUUCGAACAAUAAAAAGCGCAAUCUUCGGUAAGAUUUUAAAUCGUGUCCGUAUGUGUUAGAAUAACGUUGACUCUAAAGUCUACGUUCGCGUAAUAAUCUAAUCGAAUUUUCGAUCAAAUAAAAUGAAGUUCACGGAUAGGACCUUUAAUCGCGACUUGAAUAAGACGUCAGUCUUAGAAAAAUGGUGACUUUAUUCUAUAAUACGUGAUCUCGGGACGACACGAGCAAUCAAAUGAAGUUUAAUUGCACCCGCGAAAAUCCACGCCUAUGCCCGCUACACGCACGACAGUGUUCUCUUAUUCUUUCCCUAUUCUCGCGUAAAAAUCGAUGAUGAAUCGAUGAGACAUUCGACUAUAGGUCGGACUAUUCCUACCGCAGAUGAAUUUAUCCCUUAAUAAUUCAAACUGAAGAAGAUAAAGAGAAAAAGAAAAUAAGAGAAAGAAAAUAAAAAAUAGACGAAACGUGAGCGUACGUGAUAAUGAUGGAACUAGGAACGUGAGGUGAAUAUAUUGAAUAUUGUUCAAUGAUCACUUGAUGAUUUUAAGAGAAGAAGAAGAGAAGAUAAAGAAGAGAAAAAAGUAUGAGAUAGAAAAGAGAGCCGGA
Messenger RNA from Vespa mandarinia (Asian giant hornet), 3660 nucleotides. RefSeq names its product integrator complex subunit 14 (gene IntS14). Gene Ontology annotation, biological process: snRNA 3'-end processing. Lineage: Eukaryota; Metazoa; Arthropoda; Insecta; Hymenoptera; Vespidae. Gene Ontology annotation, cellular component: integrator complex. The record is from RefSeq and is a predicted model, not a curated record.